GUCGCUUUGCAUGUGAAACUGCUAGCCUGUUUCCGUGAGGCAAAGGGUCCCGAUGGGGAUGUUGCGACUAUGGGUCCCACCGAUUGCAGGACUGGCGCUGAAAUUCUAAAAUUUGUGCGAACGGUGAUGCGCAAGGACGUUACCAUCCUUAAGGCUUCUCCUAAUCAUGAUUCGUAAUAAUAAUGAUAAACUCAAUAAAAAUUAAUGUUGAUCAUGAUAUUAAUGAUAAUAUAAUCAUGAACAUGAAGGUAAUAUAUAAAAAUAUUGAUCUUCAAUAAAGACAUGACCUCGGAGUAGAGCCAAUUUCUCGAAGCCAAGUAGUUCUCCUCCAGCUAUCCAUCUUUUGGCUGAGGAGCACCUCUCUAACAUCCUAAUCGAUCUAGCUAGGUCGUAUCACGUAGUGAAAGAGCUGUGCGAGAUCAUUCGGCAGCAAAUUGCAGACCCUUACCUGCUGACGGAAGCAUGUGCUAUGCUGACACUGAUCAUGUACCACAACGCCAUUCGCAUGGAAUACAUACGGUUCGUG
Amoebophrya sp. A25 is the source of this 526-nucleotide messenger RNA. The record is from the annotation of a GenBank genome assembly. NCBI's taxonomy places the organism in Eukaryota, Dinophyceae, Syndiniales, Amoebophryaceae.